Molecule: messenger RNA, 2398 nt
Organism: Anarrhichthys ocellatus (wolf-eel)
Lineage: Eukaryota; Metazoa; Chordata; Actinopteri; Perciformes; Anarhichadidae
Gene: prmt7
Product: protein arginine methyltransferase 7
Exons: 18
Coding region: 117-2213 (698 amino acids)
Biological process (GO): chromatin remodeling; peptidyl-arginine methylation, to asymmetrical-dimethyl arginine
Molecular function (GO): protein-arginine N-methyltransferase activity; histone methyltransferase activity
Source: RefSeq, a predicted model, not a curated record
ACUGUUUCUGUGACUUCCUGUUUAUACUUCGAAGGCGGCUGAAAACUGUUCGUAUUGACCGCAAUUACUUUUUUUCAACGCCCCCUGCUUCUACCGCCUGCUCUCGUCUACUUUCCAUGCGAGAAACAGUCCAUCUCGUACGAGUUUUGGCAGAAAUGAAGACCUUCUGUGGAAGAGCCAACCCGAGCACUGGAGCUUUAGACUGGGUGGAGGAGAGUGAGGAGUACGACUACCACCAGGAGAUAGCCAGGUCCUGUUACGCUGAUAUGCUACAUGACCAUGACAGGAAUAAGAAGUACUACCAGGGCAUCCGGGCUGCUGUAGCCAGAGUAAAGGCUCGCGGUGAGAGGGUCAUCGUCCUGGACAUCGGGACGGGAACAGGCCUACUGUCCAUGAUGGCCGUCACUGCUGGAGCGGACUUCUGCUACGCUGUGGAGGUUUUCAAGCCUACGGCUGAGGCAGCGCAGUGCAUUGUGGAGAAGAACGGCUUCUCAGAAAAGAUCAAGAUCAUCAACAGACACUCUACUGAUGUCACCGUGGGGCCAGAUGGAGAUAUGCAAAUGAAGGCCAACAUUCUGAUCACAGAGCUGUUCGAUACAGAGCUGAUAGGUGAAGGAGCACUGCCCAGCUAUGAACAUGCUCACCAAAAUCUUGUCCAGGAGGCUUGUGAGGCGGUCCCUCACCGGGCCACCGUCUACGCCCAGCUGGUGGAGUCGGAGCUGCUGUGGAGCUGGGUUCAGAUGCAGCCGGUGGAGGUGGAGGGGGCCCGCCUGGUCCCGCCGCCCGCCAUGGGCCACUGUGCCGGAGCUCAUUCGGUGUGUGAUAUCCAGCUGAGCCAGGUGUCUCCUCGCAGCUUCACCCCCCUUGGUCCCCUCUGCACCAUGUUCAGUGUGGAUUUUAGUAAGCCAGUGAGUAGCGCAUUCCAGUCUUGCACCUCCCAGUUUGUGGCUCGGGCCAGCGGUCGGGCCCAGGUCGUCUUAUCUUGGUGGGACCUAGACAUGGAUCCCAGUGGAAGCGUCGUGUGCACCAUGGCGCCUAGCUGGACAUACCCACAGCCAAAGACGGCUCCGUGGCGGGACCACUGGAUGCAGAGUCUUUACUUCCUGCCUACGGAGAGCAGAGUGACAGAGGGGGAGGAGCUGAGUCUGACCGUUUGCCAUGACGACUAUAGCCUGUGGUACGGCCUGCAGUCCCCCAGUCAGCAGGACUCACAGGCUGAGGCUCCUCCCACUCGGCCCUGUUGUACCUGCCAAGCCCACCUGGUUUGGACUCGACCGCGUUUCGGCGAACUCAACGACAGGCGGCGCACAGAGAGCUACGUCAGCGCGCUGCGCAGCGUCAUGAGGGAGGACAGCGUCUGUCUUGGCGUCAGCGAUGGAAGUCUACUUCCUGUGUUCGCUCACAUGAUCGGAGCCAAGAAGGUCUACGGUCUGGAAAACUCCAGAAUGUCUAAACAGGUUAUUAAGCAGGUGUUGGAAGCCAACUCGAUGGAAGGAGGUGUUGAGCUGCUGGAGAUCCAGCCGGAGCAGCUGACCAAUGAUGAUCUCGGAGGGGAGCAGAUCUCUGUCCUGAUGGGUGAACCGUACUUCAGCACCAGCCUCCUGCCCUGGCACUCCCUGUUCUUCUGGUACUGUCGGACCGCCCUGGCAGGCCUCCUCCGGCCCAACGCCACCAUCCUGCCCUGCUCUGCCACACUUCACAUGGUGGCUGUAGAGUUCCAGGAUUUGUGGAGGAUAAGAGCUCCGUGUGGAACAUGUGAGGGCUUUAAUGUCUCACCCAUGGAUGAAAUGGUCCAGAGAUCUCUGGAUUUCCGUGAGUCCCGUGAGGCGGAGCCCCACCCUCUCUGGGAGUACCCAUGUCGCGCUCUGACCCGGUCCACAGCGGCCAUGACCUUCGACUUCACCCGGUGUAUCCCUCAACAGCCAAUCAGCAGUCAGGGCUCGCUGCCGUUCAUAAGGAAUGGUCGUUGCCAUGGUGUCGCGCUGUGGAUGGAAUAUCACCUCACCGCUGACAUCACUGUCACUGCAGGUCUGAUUGGACCAAUCAGUGAGCAGGGCGAGUGCGAGUGGAGUCGACACAGGAAACAGGGAGUGUAUUUUCUCAAGUCGCCGUGUGAGAGCUCAGACGACGGCAGAGCCGCAGUGUCUUACAGCUUCACCUUUGAACCCGGUCUGGGAGACAUUAAGAUGGACUUCAGCGUGGAGGAACAGUGAUGAACUGACUCUCGAGUAAUGUGCCUUUACCUCAUGUCGCCGUUUUUAUUUUUUUAUAUCGAAUGCACAUUUUAACAUCUGUGGUUCGGCCAAUAUGGUGUUAUUGUUCUGACUCACUAUCUGAAACAUGACAUUCAGGGCUUCCCAAAAGCAGGUAGCAAUUGUACAAUAAAUGAUUCAACAAA